AUGAGUGCAACCUGGCGUGCGGUAGUAUUGCUAGCGAUACUAUGGCGAUUUUGCUACAAUAGAAGCCUGCUCGUACACUGCUGCCCGUUAGAGUGUAUCUGUCUCUCACAAACACAGGUCAUGUGCAACACCGGUGCAUUGCGCGAGAUACCACUGAAAGCCAUCCCGGUGACGGUGGAGCAGCUGUCGCUCACGAAGAACUACUUUCCGAUCAUCAAAAGUGAUGCGUUCGGAGGGCUUCGAGCAUUGCGAAAGCUUUCGCUCGAUGGCAACAAUAUCACCACCAUCAAACCGUUUGCAUUUCGCGGUCUACCGCGACUGCGGGACCUCUCGAUCCAGCACACCCCCCUAGCUACGGUUGCCUCGUUUGCCUUCGCUGGGCUGCAGAACGUUUCGCAGAUACAACUAUCGCACAACAAGAUAUUGCGCAUCGAGGGAUACGCGUUUGCCGGUGCCGUUAACAUCAGACAGAUCCAUCUAGCGGACAACCCAACCGUAACGAUCGAGACGAAUGCAUUUUCCAGCCUUAGCAAUGUCGAUCGGCUCAUCCUUCCGUCCGGGAUACGAUCGAUCGAACCGGACGCAUUCUAUGGGCUCGAAACGGUCGGCUACUUGAAGCUAUCCUUCAUGGACCUAGCGUCCCUGGUGCCGUACACGUUCCGCGGCUUAACGCACGUGAAGCUGCUGUCGCUGCAAGAAUCCGACCUCGGCAUCAUUCGGGCCGGUGCCUUCGACGGUCUGGUGCACGUCGAGCUGCUCAACAUACUCAACAACAAGAUUGACGCCAUUCAGGAGCUCAACAUUACCGCAGCCAACCGGAUACGGGUGCUGCGAAUACAGGGUAACCAUCUGCUCGAAACACCCGAAAGUGGCGCGAUCGUGCUCGAAGGCAUCGAGACGCUGCAUGUAAAUAGCAACUACUUCCCCUGCGGAUGCCACAUCCACACGCUCCUAGAUAGUCCGCUAGCGAACGGUAGCUACACGUCGCACGGUGGCCCACCGGGCGACUUCCUGUCGAAGAACUACUGCAUCUCGCCGCUCGAGGUGAACGGGCUGCCGAUGAGCUCAAUCGAUCUCUACUCGAUCGGUCGCUGUUUGGAGCAGGUGACGCGAGAAAAUCUCGAUGCAUCCAACUCGGCCACACCGAGCGUUUGGCGAGGGAAUUCCUGGCACUGGUGGCAGCAGUGGAGCAGUGAGGAAGACUCACGGGCCCAUGAUAAGACGCUCGUUUCGGCCGUAUCGUCAGCGGUGCGGUUCCUAACAGCAUCCCCAUUGGCGUCGAUGUUGUUUGUUGGAUGCUUUCAAAGUUUUAGUAUAAAAAUCAGUUGA
Anopheles marshallii is the source of this 1329-nucleotide messenger RNA. Its product is annotated as leucine-rich repeat and immunoglobulin-like domain-containing nogo receptor-interacting protein 1. Gene Ontology annotation, cellular component: voltage-gated potassium channel complex. Gene Ontology annotation, molecular function: transmembrane transporter binding; voltage-gated potassium channel activity; potassium channel activator activity. NCBI's taxonomy places the organism in Eukaryota, Metazoa, Arthropoda, Insecta, Diptera, Culicidae. The coding region runs from base 1 to 1329 and encodes 442 amino acids. The transcript has 2 exons. The record is from RefSeq and is a predicted model, not a curated record.